AUGGGCAGGAAGACAUACUCCUCCAUCUACCCGGACCGGCGCGGGAAGAGAGCGCCCCGGGAGCCGCCGCCCGUGGCCCCCGCCGACGGCGCCCUGGGCCGCAGAAGGCUGCCUCUGGGGACCCUGGUCAAGGCCAUUGUCGUCCUCAAGAGGCUGGCCGCGGACAUCCGGCGGGGCCACAUCCUGCCCUGCCUCAACCCCCUGACCACCGAGCAGAAAGCGCCCGAGAAGCGCGCCGUGGCCAUGCCUGAAAAGACGGUCUGGGGCGACCAGGAGCCGCUCUCCAAGAUUCCAUUUCAAAUUUUGACUGGACAUCAGAACCUUGUGAGUUCUUGUCACUUCUGUGUGAAUGACACAAAGAUCCUCAGCAGCUCCUUUGACUACACGGUGAAGCUGUGGGAUGCGAUGGAGGGAACUGUUAUCCGGGAUUUUGACGACGGGCCCAAGACUCCUGUUUUGGCGUGCAGUGUCACGGCCGACAGCACAAGAAUUGCUGCGGUGGCCUACGACAAAACUCUGAGGACCUGGGACCUUGAAACAGGCAAGCUGCUGUGGAAGAUCAAACAUGGAGGCUUCUUAACCUCCUGCAACUUUUCUCCUGACGGUAAAUAUGUGGUCUCUGGCUUGGAUGUGGAUCAUGGAAUCUGUAUAAUAGAAGCAAGAAAUGCCAUGACUGUGUCACACAUCAAAGAUCAUCAUGCAAGAUCAGUCACAGGCUGCUGCUUCGACCCCGAUAGCCAGAAGGUGGCUUCCGUCUCAUUGGACAAAAGCAUCAAGAUCUGGGACGUUACCUCCCAGGCCACCCUGCUCACCAUCAACAAGGCACAUACCAAUGCGAUCUCAAGCUGCUGUUUUACCUUCAGCGGCCAUUUCCUGUGUACAAGUUCUUGGGAUAAAAGCUUAAAAAUCUGGAACGUCCAUACAGGGGAGUUUCGAAACCGUGGAGCCUGUGUAACUCUGAUGCAUGGCCAUGAAGGUUCUGUGAGUUCCUGCCAAUUUGCCAGAGACUCAUCUUUUCUCGUGUCUGGAGGGUUCGACAAGACUGUGGCUCUUUGGGAUGUAGGAGAAGGCUAUCGGAAGCUCUCCUUGAAGGGCCACAAUGACUGGGUGAUGGAUGUUGCCAUUAGCAACAACAAGAAAUGGGUCCUGUCUGCUUCAAAGGAUAGGACCAUGAGACUGUGGAAUAUUGAAGAAAUUGACCAAAUUCCUUUGGUAAUCAAGUGCAAAAAGAACCUGGGCUUAAGGGUGAACCAGUGUGAAGCAUGCGAAAAGCCUUUCUCCACCUAUGACAGUGACGUCUUUCCUAAAACAGUCACCAAAUGUGUGUUCUGCCGGAUGGAUGCAAGCUUGUCAGCAGAGGCCUCAUCAUCAUCGGAAAAGAAGGACUCACCCACAAAGGCGGGCAGAUUGGGCAAUAAAUGA
This is a messenger RNA of Pipistrellus nathusii (Nathusius's pipistrelle), 1422 nucleotides long. The record is from the annotation of a GenBank genome assembly. Lineage: Eukaryota; Metazoa; Chordata; Mammalia; Chiroptera; Vespertilionidae.